AUGCCUUGUCGCGCAGAGAUCCUCGCCCUCUCAGCCCUAUUGCUGCAGGUCCUUCCUGCCGUGGCACAUCCAGCUGCUGGGGGAAUUCCAGGAUGGUCUGGAAGCAGCAAUGGAGUUGGAAACGCUGGAAACGUUGAUAUCAGCCCUGAUGAUCAUGACUAUGACUAUGGCCUGGCCUAUGAGUUUACCCACGGCCCUCAGCAGGGCGCUGGUGACGGACCGGAUGACCACUGCGGCGGAGGACACGGAGGGAAUGGAGGCCAUGGCGGUGGUGGUCAAGGAGGAAAUGGUGGUGAUGGGGGUUAUUUUCCCACCGUGACCGUGAGUGACUGCACCUCCGCGGGUCCUACGUCAACAGUCACUAUCACUAUUGACGGUGACGGUAGCGGCACAGCUACUAUCACAGAGACUGUGAGCUCCUGCACAGCGACAGUGACAGAGGACAAUGGCCUGACUCCUAAUACCGUGACGGUGACCGAUACUUUGAUCUCGAGUGUCACCGAGUGUACCGCGACAUCCACGGACAUCACCACCGUGACCGUCGACGGAUCUACCACGACCGAAGUUAUCACCACCGCUGGCCCCACGGUGACCUCAACAGUGACAACCGGAGGCGAAACAGUAACUGAACCUGGAUCCACCUCAACCGAGACUGUCACCGAGACAUCAACCUCCAUUGACACCACCACCAUCACAAACAUGCAGGUAAUCACCUCGACCUCGACCGUCACGAAGACAGACACUCUCGAAGUCACAACCACGGUGACAUCCGAUGACUGCUCAAACACCGGCGGAGGCGGCGGCAACACUAUCGACUACGGCACCUGCUCAGACCCUUAUAUCCUGUACGAGUACGGUCUCGAUGGUCGCACCGAGUACGCCUACACCACCCGCAACCAGGCAGACUUCCCCUUCGGUUCCUCGCCGACUAUCGGUAGUGUGGACGAUUUGAUCUGCAACCGCCUGCGCAGCCCGUGCAAUGCGCCCCAGGCCACUAUUGAUCUCUGCUACGAGGCGGAGGAUGCUGUGGCUAACCUUUCUGGCCAGGAGGCUGCUGAUGUGUGGAAUGCUAUGAUGACGUAA
Penicillium subrubescens is the source of this 1083-nucleotide messenger RNA. RefSeq lists its product as uncharacterized. Bases 1 to 1083 code for a protein of 360 amino acids. The transcript is spliced from 2 exons. NCBI's taxonomy places the organism in Eukaryota, Fungi, Ascomycota, Eurotiomycetes, Eurotiales, Aspergillaceae. The record is from RefSeq and is a predicted model, not a curated record.